AUGUCUCCCAAAGGUCCUUACAAAUUGGUGACGGUGAACACUGCUCCCGAACGAGCAAAGAGACUGGUUGGACGCGUUGUCGACGCCGUGAAGGAGCAAUAUACAAUCCAGCAUGUGGCAAAUUGUGAGAGUCAGUACACCCCUGUCACCAAAUCCAUGUUGCUAAGAUUGCGCUUCCACUUCUCGAAUACAAAAGAGCUCCGACUGACGACCGUAGCGAUUGACGAGGUAGAAGGCAAAGUUAAGGAAUUGCAGCCCGAUAUCUUGUUCUGUGCCUCCAUGUGGACACCAGAAGAAAGCACGCGUAUACAGCAGAUUGCUAGAGAUAAUCGACCAGGAAUCAAGACACAUGCGAUCCCUCAGGGGUUGCAAGUAGAGAAGGGCCCUGAUGCGGUAGUUGAAUAUUUGCAAGAACGGAUUCCGGACAUUUUGGCAUGA
Molecule: messenger RNA, 438 nt
Organism: Exophiala bonariae
Lineage: Eukaryota; Fungi; Ascomycota; Eurotiomycetes; Chaetothyriales; Herpotrichiellaceae
Exons: 2
Coding region: 1-438 (145 amino acids)
Source: RefSeq, a predicted model, not a curated record